AGCCAAUACUGACUCAAGCAAUUUCGGCGCAGCGCUGUACAUUGCUUGUGCUACUGCACACUUUCACUCUUGCUACCGACCCGCAGACACUGUCGGGUGCAGUGCGGCACACGGCGCCCGUCUCCAUUCGCCGUGCCGGGGUCCAUGACCGCCAUGGCGGCGCGGCUUCUCCUGCUCGCGCCGGCCUUGGCUUCCUCCAUUGUCGUUUACCAGCGCGCAGUGGUGGGGGCUCAGCACGCGUCGUCCAUGGACCCGGAGGGUCGCAAGCAUCUGACGUGCCUCGGCAGAGGCAGAGGUAAUGAGACGGCCGACGAGUUCCUGAGCCAAUGCAAGGCGUGCCGGCUGUACGGCACGGACGUUCCUCGCAUAUACAUCAAAGAAGGCAAGGACGGCGUCGGCUCCAGGUUUCACGAGGUCAUCGCAGGCAUGGCCAUGGCGGCCCACGUGCACAUGGCUCUGGGUGGGGUCAUUGUCGGACCGAAAAGUUGCCAUCAGUCGCACGGCUUCGAUACCUUCAAGGCCGUGAGCACUUUCUUCAACAUCACGGAUCCGAAUCUUCUGCUCACGACGCACGACCCAGGAUUCAGCCAGACGCAUCCUAAGUUUCAGUCUUUCGAGAAAACGUUGAAGCAGUUUGGGCUCCCCAAGUCUAAGUCGAACAUUUUCAUCCCAAGCCACUGCCUUGCGUGCGAGCUUGACAAACGUGGAAGCGCGUCGUCGUGGUACACCCCCGAACUUCUUUACGCGCUACGCACGUCGUUCAUUUGGAGGAGCCCACUGGCAUUCAAGACGGGCGUCACGUCGAUAGCUAUCCACAUCAGGCGCGGCGACGUGAAAGAGAACAAGUCUGCGGCACCGACCUCGGAGGCUGGGAAGAUUUGGUCGAUGAGAGGCGUCAGUGACGCCUGGUAUUUCAGUCUCAUCGCGCAGAUCUCAGGGACGUGUGCGCCCGACGCGGAUAUACACGUCUUCAGUUCCCUGGAGGGAAAUUGGAACAGCUCUGAUUUCGAUGGCUACCGCGAGCGGGGCGCCACCGUCCACCUGGAUGGUGACCCCAUGGAGGCGUGGGCCCACUUCGUCGCCGCCGACGUGCUCGUGAUGGCCAAGAGCAGCUUCUCCCACGUGCCCGCGCUGCUGAACGACAACUGCGUGGUCUACCAGCCGUACAUGCACCUGCCGCUCGACGGCUGGGUGUCCGCCCAGGCGAACGACUCGGCGCCGCUCGCCGCCCAGGCCGCGGAGGACCUGAGGCACUGCGUCGCGAGCAGGGCGCGCAGGAGGAGGGCCGAGACGGCGUUGCAGGCGGCCCCGGGCGCCGCGCCGCGCCCGGGACUGCAGCAUCAGACAGCGUGAGUCGGUACGAUCGGAAUGGGUACGAUACAAGGGCGCCCUCGAGGGCGCGAAGUUAUUCGCGCUUCGCGCUUCGCGGUUCGGCUCCGAUUCCUCCUCAUCCUCCUCUUCUCCCUUGGGAGGCGGCGCGAGAGCGCGAAGUUAUUCGCACUUCGCGCUUCGCGCAGCGCGAAGCGCGAAGUUGGGAGCCCUUGACGAUAGGCUUGCGUCGUGUCGACCAGCGGCGACCCCAGCGCGGGCGUUCAAGGUUGAACGCCGCCGGCG
This is a messenger RNA of Prorocentrum cordatum, 1614 nucleotides long. NCBI's taxonomy places the organism in Eukaryota, Dinophyceae, Prorocentrales, Prorocentraceae. The record is from the annotation of a GenBank genome assembly.